UAAAAUGUAGUUGGGUAAAGUAUUGUAAAUCAUUUUUCAAGAUCCUUUAUGCUAGGCAUUUGGUAAAGAUGUACAAUUCUAGUUAUUACAGAGCAUUCGAUCUCAUAGUCCCCAACACGUUCAAGACUCAACACGUUCUGCAUCAGGAGACAGUUGUUGCAGCAAUAGAAGGGGUAGCAUUGAGAGUUCCUAAACUAUGUUCCAUGGCCCAAGGCUCAGUACAUGAGUGGGCGGACAGAGCCUGUCUCACCUCUUGUCAAAGAGCAUGUCUUGCUGCUGACUGGUCGAGUCCGUAUCAUUUCCACCCAAAUGAAAUCUCCAGAGAAGAUCUGGAUGAUGAAGUAUAAACACUAUCCCUAUCCUGUCGGUUUUUUCUUUAUUUUAUGUUCAAGGGAUUUUGUACUCGUGGCAUUUAACAAUUUGCCGUGGAAAAACCCAUGUAUAGAGUUCCAAUAAUAGUAGUUGCUGUAGUAGAAGUGAAGGACAACCUUUGCACAUAUAAAGUAACAGUGCCAAAAAAAGGUGAUGCAAAAAGGGUGAUAGAAGUAGAACUACAUGGAUCCUAAGGCAAUGAAAUCGUGUCAAAACUCAUCCAUUGCCCUAAUCAAGACGUCAAGGACUAUGAAUAUUUAAGCCAAUGGUGGAGUUGCCACAAACUAGUGUUGUCCACCAAUAUUGCCAUGAAAUGUUUUCUGGUCACAUUCUCUUUUCUUCUUUUCCUAUAAUUUUUGCCAUCCUGUUCUUCAUAUAAAAAGACCCCAAACUCCUCUUUGUAUGUUGCAAACGACAAUGGCUUAUCAAGUUGCCAUGCAAGGAGGGAGAUUGCGCAAAGGGCCUUGGGUUGAAAAAGAAGAUGAGCGGCUCACGACCUUUGUCACCCUUAUGGGGGAACGGAGGUGGGAUUCCAUUGCCAGAGCAUCAGGUCUACAAAGAAGUGGUAAAAGCUGCAGGUUGCGGUGGAUGAACUAUCUCCGUCCUGAUCUUAAGCAUGGUCAACUAAGCAUUGAUGAAGAGCGUAUCAUUCUUCAACUUCAUGAGUUAUGGGGUAACAAGUGGUCGAAGAUUGCCCAAAGGUUGCCGGGAAGAACUGACAAUGAGAUCAAGAAUUACUGGAGGACACAUUUAAGGAAGAGAACACAAUUGGCUCAAGAAGAAAGGAACUUUCAUUGUAAAAUAAAGAAUGCUGAACAAGACUUCUUCUUUCAUGAACAAGGUGGCAUGACUACUGUAAGAUAUCAGUGUGGAAACAAGGGCUCUGUUGAUAAGGACUCUUGGGGUACCAUGAACGAUAUCUCCUCCGAUGCACUCGGGUUCUCGGACCUUCCAUUUACUUGUUCUCCAUAUGAAACCCGCUUAUCAGAUUGGAUCUCAGGACUUUCAGAUGAUCAAAGCAAAAUAAAGCAUCAGGAAGACUGUAAUACUAUAGAAUCAUGUUCCUGUUAUCUUGCUUGGAUUUCAGACAAUUCAAAUACAUGGGACAACUCAGGUUCCCUGUGGGACAUGGAUUAAGCUGACAGUUAAUGUAAAUACAAAGAACCUUCAAAACUGUAAAACCUUGUGUGGUUCAUCCUGCAUUAUCCAUUUUUAUACCUAACUUGUUUCUAAUUGUCUGCUAUAUUUCCUUUUUAUGUCCUUUCAGUUGGGGAGCAAACCAAUGU
Juglans microcarpa x Juglans regia is the source of this 1658-nucleotide messenger RNA. Its product is annotated as transcription factor MYB27. Gene Ontology annotation, cellular component: nucleus. NCBI's taxonomy places the organism in Eukaryota, Viridiplantae, Streptophyta, Magnoliopsida, Fagales, Juglandaceae. Gene Ontology annotation, biological process: regulation of DNA-templated transcription. The record is from RefSeq and is a predicted model, not a curated record. Bases 775 to 1509 code for a protein of 244 amino acids. The transcript is spliced from 4 exons. Gene Ontology annotation, molecular function: DNA-binding transcription factor activity; sequence-specific DNA binding.